AUGGAGAAACGCGAUCGAUUAGUGGAGAAACGGAAGAAGUUAGAGGAGCUCAAACGGGCAAGAGAAGCACGUGCCAACAAUGUCAAAUCCACCGCAAGCAUGGGCGCGGGUGCGCAAUCAGGUGGUACUACACAUCAACAGAUGCAGCACCAGCAACAACAGCAGAUGGAUAUAGAUAACCUAUUGACAUCCAUACUUAAGCCUGGUGAUUCGCCUGUAUCUGGAUAUCUAUCGCCAAGCACGCAAGGAAAGGACAUACAGGAUGGGCAUACAAGUCCUAAUACACCAGACAUAGGGCCUAGUACACCAGCUGGGAAUUUGAGUGAGGACGAGAUAGAGCUGAGCAGGAAUGCAACACCCAGCAAGCAGCGGAACUCACCAUAUCCACCACAGCACUCGCCUCUGCAGCGAUUCUCCAACUUGUCGGUCGCGGCUUUGUACAUUUAA
Sphaeroforma arctica JP610 is the source of this 447-nucleotide messenger RNA. RefSeq lists its product as hypothetical. The transcript is spliced from 2 exons. The record is from RefSeq and is a predicted model, not a curated record. Bases 1 to 447 code for a protein of 148 amino acids. Lineage: Eukaryota; Ichthyosporea; Ichthyophonida.